AUGGUUGGAUUUUUUUCUACGGCUGAAGAAGUGGCAGAAGAACAUGUGAUCGAAGUUGAUGGUCCUCAGCGGGCACCCAAAAAAAGCGGGAUUCCGGAAACAGGGUUUUACAAAGGAGACAAAUCGUCGCUAUUUCCGAACAAGUUGCACGGCACUAACGAGGAACAGUGCGAUACACUAACGUCUUUUUUUGUUCGUAGAUCCGUGUACUUUGCCUUCUUUGGUAAGCUCGAUCGCAUCGAGCACGAGAGGCCAGAACGAGAGAGGCUUGCAAGGGAAGAACAGGAGAGGCCAAGUUCGAGAUGUAACUACCUUGGCCUCUGCUUUAAACUUGGAAACAACGACGCGGCAGAGAUUGAAAUACACUUCACAGUCAAGGAGCGAGGAAAUGCGAGAUCAGCAGGAAGUCUUUGGGUUGAUCCGUCCGACACAGAGAAAUUACAGCGAGUUGUGAGGAAGUAUAUGAGGAAGAGGACAAAUGUAUGCGACAAGAACGGGCGGCUAAUAAAGAUUCGAAAACGUUUUGAGGACGCUAUUGCAGACGGGGAAAAUACGUUAUACCUGAUCCCGACACAGGAGUAUGGUAAUGCCGAGUUUUCAUCGAUAUCCAGAAGCGUCUCUGAUCCGCAGCCCAAUUCUACCAGCCGAACUAACGUAGCUUCAAAUGCGGAAAGCGGUAAGGAAGACCUAGAAAGUGGUAGCAAAAAGAAACGUGCAACGAUCACUUCGCCAAUUCCUGUUGAAGACCCACUACAAUUAUAA
Mytilinidion resinicola is the source of this 762-nucleotide messenger RNA. RefSeq lists its product as uncharacterized. The coding region runs from base 1 to 762 and encodes 253 amino acids. The transcript has 2 exons. Lineage: Eukaryota; Fungi; Ascomycota; Dothideomycetes; Mytilinidiales; Mytilinidiaceae. The record is from RefSeq and is a predicted model, not a curated record.